Linum tenue is the source of this 2688-nucleotide messenger RNA. Lineage: Eukaryota; Viridiplantae; Streptophyta; Magnoliopsida; Malpighiales; Linaceae. The record is from the annotation of a GenBank genome assembly.
GUUGGAGGUUUGACCAGACCAACCACGAAGAAAGAAAGGCAAAUCAAAUUCUAAAUAGGAAAUGCUAAAUAAGAGCAGAGAGAGAGAGAGAGAGAGAGAGAUUGUUGUUGAAAGACAUUUCAGGCAGCAUAGAUAGAGAGAGAGAGAGAGAGAAGGGAGGUUAGUCGUUGGUUCCUCGUUUGGUGGUGGUGGCGAAACGCCCGAAGCUGGGAGCCUGAGAAAAUUUUCCCCAAAUUCCAUCAUAUUGGAGGUUUUUAGGGAUUGGCCAACUAUCAGCCUUCGUUCUCCCGAAAGCUUCCCCUCCUCCUUUGGCCUUUCCCCUCCUUUCUCUCUCGCGCUGCUCUGUUCAAUCGCGGAGGAGAGAGGAGGUUUCCCAUUUCCCGCUCCCCACAUUCCAUUUUCGAGAGAGAUCGGUUCUUGUUGUUGUUUCUGUAUGGUAUGAAUUGGGGAUUCUAGAGAGGAAACUUAUUGUUGUGCGUUAGGGGGUUUUCGCAUCUCUGCUGGGAAAAACAAGGAUUGAAUUGCAAGGAAAAGAAGAGGGCAAGCAACCAUGAAUGUGAUGCGUCGUUUGAAGAGCAUUGCCUCUGGUCGUACAUCCGUCUCGUCUGAUCCCGGCGCGGAUCCUGGGACAAAGAGGGCCAAGGUGGACCAAGAAAUAGAGCAGAAGAGCCAUAAUGAGGCGCAUCUAGUUGAAAGGAAUGCCACUGGGCUGGAGCAGAAUGCAGCUUCAGCAUCUCUUAAUGCUCCAGUUGGUACAUCUCAGCAAUCUUCCAAGACCAAAAAAGAAAAUACGGGAUAUGAACAGCUUCCCCAUGAAAUGCACCAAAUGAAGAUCCGAGAUGAUAAGGCUGCCAAUACCGACGACAAGGAAAUGGGGGCUGCUGUUGUGAGUGGUAAUGGGACUGAAACUGGUCAGAUAAUUGCAACCACGAUUGGUGGCCGCAAUGGACAGCCAAAGCAGACAAUUUCAUACAUGGCAGAACGUGUGGUUGGUACAGGCUCUUUCGGUGUGGUUUAUCAGGCCAAAUGCCUUGAAACUGGUGAAUCAGUUGCUAUAAAGAAGGUGCUUCAGGAUAAGAGAUACAAGAACAGAGAGCUUCAGAUCAUGCGCCUUCUGGAUCAUCCCAAUGUUGUCCAGAUCAAGCAUUGUUUCUUUUCAACUACUGAUAAAGAAGAAGUAUACCUUAAUCUUGUUUUGGAGUAUAUAGCUGAGACAGUCCACCGAGUGUCGAGGCACUACAGUAGAAUGAACCAUCAACACAUGCCUAUCAUAUAUGUGCAACUUUACACUUAUCAGAUAUGCCGUGCUCUAAAUUAUUUACAUAAUGUUGUCGGAGUAUGCCAUCGUGACAUUAAGCCUCAGAAUCUAUUGGUCAAUCCCAAUACUCAUCAACUAAAGAUAUGUGACUUUGGUAGUGCGAAGAAGCUGGUCCCGGGUGAACCCAACAUAUCCUAUAUAUGCUCUAGGUAUUAUAGGGCUCCCGAGCUUAUAUUUGGGGCCACCGAGUAUACCACUGCCAUUGACAUGUGGUCUGCUGGAUGUGUAUUGGCUGAGCUUCUCCUUGGACAGCCAAUGUUUCCCGGAGAAAGUGGCGUCGAUCAGUUGGUGGAGAUUAUUAAGGUUUUGGGGACACCAACCAGGGAAGAAAUUAGGUGCAUGAAUCCAAAUUAUACAGAAUUCAAGUUCCCCCAAAUUAAAGCUCACCCAUGGCACAAGAUCUUUCACAAGAGAAUGCCCAAUGAAGCAGUGGAUCUGGUGGCAAGGCUGCUCCAAUACUCGCCUAAUCUACGUUUUACUGCUUUGGAAGCGUGUGCUCACCCUUUCUUCGACGAUUUGAGAGACCCAAGUGCAUGCUUGCCUAAUGGUAGAGCUCUACCUCCUUUGUUCAAUUUUACAGCUCAAGAAUUGGCGGGUACCUCAACUGAACUUCGCGAACGACUCAUUCCGGAGCAUGCAAGAAAAGACUAAUGAACAAAGUGCUAAAGAAAAAGCGGCAUAACUAGUCUUCAAAAUUCCUUUUGACUUAUCAUCACAGAUAAUCCGAGAUCGUUACUUGUCAGGUUAAGAUAGAAGGAAGAUGAAAGUUUGAUGAGGAAAGGAUAGAGACAGGAGGAGGAUGGAGAAGCUGAUGAUUAUUUGAUAGAUGGUGUUGAUUGUGUUCUUUGAUGGUGGCUGUAAAUGAAAUGGAACUAACUACUUCUACUGAGGCGAGGCAGGCAGGCAGACGAGGCUCUGAUUGAUUGCGCUCCAGAGUUGCCCACGAAUUGAUCAAAUUACUUUAGGGAAAUCGUGUGAUGGACUAAUGGCUCAUUUUUCACAUUUUUUUUUUUUUUAAUGUUCUGAUAUAUGAUUUAUGGGUAUAUUUCGUUACGACCAAACUAUAUUGGUCGUGUUAGAUUGAUUAGGAUUUGUUUGCUGAUGUACACCUUUUUCCCCAAGUAUCGGUGUUACAAUGAAAAUUCAGAUUGUUUCAGAAAAUCAAGCUCCUUCAAGUUGUGUCACUCUCAUUUUCUGCAUUCCCUUCUUUUUCUGUGGUUUGCUCAAAUUGCGAAUUGUCAGAUAUUCGGUUAUACUCUUGAAGCUGGCUGUCAAUCAGAGCGAAUGAUGAAGCCGAAACAGAACCCUCAGCUUGGCAGAAUCCAAAAGAAUAGCUAUGCACUCUUAUCUUCUUGUUUCUGUGUCAAGGG